AGCGCUGAGAAUCUCACCAAUCUCCGCCUUUUUUAUUCACCCGUAAACUCGAGAGGAUAUCAUUUCAUGCCUGGAGGUACUUUUGAUCAAACAUAAAUAAAUCGUCCUUUUUCAUCGCCAUAAAUCCAUUUAGCGUUUCUGGCACAAAUGAGCCCAACUGUUAUUUUCUUAUUAAGACAUGUUGUUUCUCUUUUAAACUCAAUGAUCCCGCCUCCUGGGUUGUGUUUAUCAUUCACUGCUGUGUGAGGUUUUACUGUUCGAUUGUUUUCAUUUGAGAUAUAUAUGAUAGGUGCCGAUAAAUAUUUAUACAAAGCAGAACUAAGAAUUUAUCGGCGAAACACGACUUAAACCCUCUACCAAGCUGGAUUAUCUCAAUCUGUGUAAUCCGUGCUAGGAAGCAUUUUUGUGAACUAAGCAAACUUUGUGAUCUAACAUUGCGAUAAAAGCAUCCUUUCAGACUGAUACUACGAGGUGGCCCUUCAAAUCUCUCAUGCCCCCUAUCACGCCCAGCCAUGAAAGGUUUAGUUUAUCUUCUCCAUUUACAGUGCGGUCGACAACGAGCACUGUGAUUGGUCGUUUGUCACCCCACCUAACUCCGUGUCAAUCCCUUCUUGUCAAGCAAAGCACAUUUCUUGUGUUUUGUUGGAGCUGUUUGAAUCAUGCAAGCCACACAAAAUAAUCUGGGUUUGUUUCGCGUUUUCAAACCAACGAUUCUUUUUCACGCACCUCCGCUGCCGACUCUUCAACAAAUCUUUCGUCCGCCUGAGCUGGGAAAUUCGUCAUCGCUUUGGAAGCAGCCGGUGGGACCUCUUGGCUUUGCUGCUGCUUUCACUACAACGCCUCCACCCCCUGUUAAUGUCCAAGCGUCUCCGAUGAGUUUUGAUUCUCAGGUUGUUAUUCCUUCUCUUUGUGUCGUGCCACAAAAUUCUGAUCAACCGCCCAAGAAUUUUAAAUCCGGUGCGUCCGUCUUACAAGUACUGGAGGAAUCGGUCGAAAAAUCGAACGCUUGUGUCCCAAACUUGAAUGGAAAAGGAAGAAAGAAGAAAUACCCUUGUCCGUUAUGCGACAUACGAUGCAGCAACAACGGUCAGCUUCAAGGUCACUUGAGGAUUCACACUGGGGAAAAGCCUUUUCAAUGUACUUUUGAUGGCUGCGAUAGACGAUUCGCUCGCAACGAGGAAUUGACGCGCCACAAACGCAUCCACACCGGUGUUCGCCCUCACAAGUGCGACAUAUGCAAUAAGGCGUUUGGACGAAAAGAUCAUUUAAGCAAACAUCAAAAGACACAUCUUCAAAAUUCCGAGAAAAAAGUAUUUACGUGUGUUGUGUUGGGUUGCGGUCAAAAAUACAGUCGCUCUGAUGCCUUAACUCGACACCAAUGGACUGCUCAUUCCCUGACAAAGGCAACUUCUCGGGCGAUCAAACGCCUGCCGCGUGAUCCGCAUGUCUUGAGGACUAUGAAUCCAUGUACAGUCCCGGCCAGUGGUACGUGGUUGAGCUCGUAACACUCCAACUAACUUACCGUCCGGCUUAGACCUGAUUUGUUUAUGGUGACAUAACAGUGAAAUAAUUAUGGAUCUGCUAAGAAACGUCAGAAACUCACAAGCACGUCCGCAGACAGUCAGAGAAGGAGACCGAAGAAUCAAGCACGAGUUACAAGUGUUUCGUCGGCAAAAUCGUUUUAUUGUAGAAGCUAAAGCACAUUAAAGGUGCUAUCAUCGCCUUGUUCCAUUUAUUACACGCUUUCAUGGUGGUAUUGAAGGUCAGGAGCGCGACCUUAUCUGUGAAAUUUAAUAUCGUUCGGACAAGUCUUCAAUUCACCACUUGACGCUCUGGGUUUUUUUAUCAAGACGCCGGCUGGCUUUGACAUGUGACGAUGUAGUGAAACAGAUUUUCUAAACAUCGAAAGCACUGACAGUUACAGCGAAUUUUACAGAAAGUCUUAAGUGUUGUGGAUACUCUUUCUCUCCCCUUAUGUUUAUUUACUAUAACUGAACAAUUUCACUCAAAUUUGCAAAUUAAGCCUGCUCAAAGGCAAUUAAGAAUUCUAUUAAGAACAGUGUUAGCUAACGUGUUCAUUAGCAAAUAACAAUAGACUUGUUAUCUUUGGCAAUCUAUUGUGCCACUUAACGCCAUUUUCCCCCACAAUUUCAUUAUUUGUCAGUCAAUGGAAGAAAAACAACCGCAUCAAAUUAAAUGACGCCCGUCGGAAACACACAAUGGAUUUUCCGUGGGAAAAAUCACAGACAAAGGAAUAAUUUAAUGACGAUCGCCUGUACUGGUAAAAAGUUAAUAAAGUAAGAAAUG
Messenger RNA from Pocillopora damicornis (cauliflower coral), 2307 nucleotides. RefSeq lists its product as uncharacterized. Gene Ontology annotation, biological process: regulation of transcription by RNA polymerase II. The record is from RefSeq and is a predicted model, not a curated record. Gene Ontology annotation, molecular function: RNA polymerase II cis-regulatory region sequence-specific DNA binding; DNA-binding transcription factor activity, RNA polymerase II-specific. Lineage: Eukaryota; Metazoa; Cnidaria; Anthozoa; Scleractinia; Pocilloporidae.